This is a messenger RNA of Diorhabda sublineata, 760 nucleotides long. RefSeq names its product ubiquitin-like-conjugating enzyme ATG10. Gene Ontology annotation, molecular function: Atg12 transferase activity. NCBI's taxonomy places the organism in Eukaryota, Metazoa, Arthropoda, Insecta, Coleoptera, Chrysomelidae. The transcript is spliced from 7 exons. Gene Ontology annotation, cellular component: intracellular anatomical structure. The record is from RefSeq and is a predicted model, not a curated record. Gene Ontology annotation, biological process: macroautophagy; protein lipidation; protein modification by small protein conjugation. The coding region runs from base 199 to 714 and encodes 171 amino acids.
GACUGGAAAUCCAACGACCUGUCCAAUGAGAAAGCGACUAAGCACGGAAGUCACCGAGACAUAACGAACGGAGAUACCAUAAACAGUUUCAGCUCACUUGGAUACGACCUUGAAUUUAAAAAUGAUCACUCUUCAAACAUACAUACAGUUCAACGACUUAUUUUAGAAGCAACGUUUUUUUUAGGCCCGCCUAACAAAAUGGAUAAAAAAAUAUCGAUAGAAUCAUUCCAAAACAAUAUUGAAGAAAUCAUAAAAAUUUCCGACAAAUUAUUUGACAGUUGGAAAUUGAUUUCGGUAGAAUCGGGUACAGAAAAUAACAAAUUCAUUGUAAAAAAGCAGGUAGUUGUUUUAACACAUCCCGAAGAACCUGAUAAAAAAUUGAUAACAAAUUUCGAAUAUCACAUUGCGUUUAGUAUUAGUUAUGGUGUACCUGUACUCUGUUUUAACAUAUGGAAACAAAGCGGUUCGAUGUUAUCAUUGGAAGAAUAUUGGCGCUACAACGUCAGAUUUAACGAAUGUAAUAUGUAUGAAACUAUAACGCAAAUUGAUCACCCUGUACUUAAUCAACCGUUUUUUACUUUACAUCCUUGUAAAACUCAAGAAAUUCUAGAACCAUUAAUGGAAAAAAGUAAGAAUCCAGUUAUUUCGUGGUUAAGUGUCGUAGCGCCUUUUGUGCAACUAGAAUUACUCGACGACUAUAUAAAAAUAUGCUAAUUUUUAAUAUAAAUCGAAUAAAUACGUUAUUUAAAGUAAAAAUAAA